UGAAACUGAAAGUCUGAAGCUAUCCCAGAAGUAAUAGGCGAAUAGUACAAUGAGUAGAGAAGAGACUGACAAAAUCCCUUGCUGCCUAGCACAAUCUGAAAACAAAACCAAAAUCAUCACAAACCCAACCCAAUAUCAGCAAUCAAUUCCAAUUCCAAAUUCACAGCAACUGAUUUUAUGAUGAGGUCUUCGUGCAGUAGAUGGCAAUCCACGCCAUCUUUUCCCCUCUUUCACAACCUUCCUCCAAGCUCUUUAAAAGCCCCAUUUCUCAUUCUUGUAGCUCCAAAACAAUACCCAUCUCUGCAAAAUCCACACCAUUCUUCUCAAGGACACAGAAAAAGACACAGACUUAUGAUAACAGCUCCAAUAAUGGCUUCAGCUCCAUCAGCCACAGAGGCCGAGAUACAGACCAAACCCUUCUCGGUCCUCUUUGUGUGCCUUGGCAACAUCUGCAGAAGCCCAGCUGCUGAGGGAGUCUUCACAGACUUGGUCAAGAAAAGGGGUCUUGAUUCCAAGUUUAAGAUUGAUUCUGCUGGCACCAUUGGUUACCAUGAGGGUGAUGAAGCCGACCCAAGAAUGAGGGCUUGUGCUAAAAGGCGUGGAAUCCAGAUAACUUCCAUAUCUAGGCCAAUAAAGCCGGAUGAUUUUAGAGAUUUUGAUCUUAUUCUAGCAAUGGACAAGCAAAACAGAGAGGAUAUACUUGGAGCUCUGGAGAGAUGGAAAUUCAGAGAGACAUUGCCCGCUGAUGCACAUAAGAAGGUUUGUAGAAGGGUAUUGGUACAAUCCCGGUAUCAUUUUGAUGUUCAUCUUAUGCAUGUGUUCGUCAUGCAGGUUCAGCUAAUGUGCUCCUACUGUAAGAAGCAUAAUGAAACUGAAGUUCCGGAUCCUUACUAUGGUGGACCACAAGGUUUUGAAAAGGUUUUGGAUCUACUGGAAGAUGCUUGUGAAUCACUAUUGGACGGCAUCUUGGCAGAAAACAGUAACAUUAAGGAUUCUUAACUUCAAGGACAGCUUGAUUGAUUGAGACUUGGUCUCAUGUUCAUGGAUUGAACAUACAUGUUGCUGCC
Diospyros lotus (date-plum) is the source of this 1067-nucleotide messenger RNA. RefSeq lists its product as uncharacterized. Gene Ontology annotation, biological process: protein dephosphorylation. The transcript has 4 exons. NCBI's taxonomy places the organism in Eukaryota, Viridiplantae, Streptophyta, Magnoliopsida, Ericales, Ebenaceae. Gene Ontology annotation, molecular function: protein tyrosine phosphatase activity. The coding region runs from base 178 to 999 and encodes 273 amino acids. The record is from RefSeq and is a predicted model, not a curated record.